AUGCGUGAUUUGAUCAGAGAUUCAACAAUCGGACAAGUCCUCAGAUUCCUGACAAGUAACCGAGUUGGAAAAUACGUCGAGGAACAGGAAUCCUUCGAACUGCCUCCUUCCUACAACCCAAAUCUAGCACCACGACGACCCAACCCCAAUUCCUCCUUCCGAACCGAACAAAACGAUGAGUCAAAAGAAGACGCGGGCCAAUCCAACAGCGACAUCGAAAACCAAUCCCAAACAGACGUCGAAACCCAACCAGGUCUCAGCACCACCACGUCCCUACCAAUUUCCCCAUCUCAAAGCAACAACAAUCCAGCUCUCACCAAAGAAAAAACAAUCAGACCCCACCGCACCAACGACGGAAUCUUCCUCGUAACCUGGUACACCGACGACGACCCCGAGAAUCCUCAAAACUGGUCCUUCGCAAAGAAAGCUUGGGUCGGCACAGUCAUCUUCUUCUACACCUUCGCCGUGUACGUCGGUUCCUCUCUCUACACUGCUGGUAUCCCAGAUAUUGUGCGUAUCUUCGGCGUCAGUGAAGUCGCCGCUUCUCUAGGCCUCUCAUUGUAUGUUGUGGGCUAUGGGAUUGGGCCGUUGCUGUUCUCGCCACUUUCUGAGAUCCCAGCUAUUGGGAGAAACUCACCGUACAUCAUCACGUUUAUUAGUUUUGUGAUAUUGACGGUGCCAGCAUCGCUGGUGAAUAAUUUUGGGGGUUUGUUGGUUCUGAGGUUCUUGCUGGGGUUCUUUGGGUCGCCGUGUUUGGCGACGGGGGCGGCGAGUUAUGGUGACUUCUUCCAUCCGACAGUCUUGGUGUACUGUAUCACUUUCUGGGGUGCGGGCGCGACUCUGGGUCCUUGUCUCGGUCCACUCAUCGCAGGCUUCGCCGUCCAAGCCAAGGACUGGCGCUGGAGUGCCUGGGAACUUCUCUGGAUCUCCGGCCCCAUGCUCCUCGUCAUGCUCAUUGCUCUUCCUGAGACAUCAUCCGACACGAUCCUCCUCCAUCGUGCCCAAAGACUGAGAAAACUUACAGGUCGGACAGAUUUGAAGUCCGAUUCGGAGAUCAAGCAAGCGGCCAUGAACUCUCGCCAAAUCACAAUCGAUGCGCUGAUCAAACCGUGGGAGAUCAACAUCCUGGAUCCAGCUGUACUGUUCACGACGGUGUAUACUGCGCUCGUGUAUGGAAUUUUCUAUUCGUUCUUUGAAUCAUUCCCUCUCGUCUACGUUGAGAUCUACGGCUUCAAUCUCGGAGAACUGGGCCUCUCUUUCUUAUCCGUACUCGUUGGCCUGAUUGUUGGCUGUACACUAUACUGCCUCUUCUUCAUUUAUAUCGGCGACCCGCAUAUGGCCAAAGUCGGAUUCUGGAAUGUCCCGCCUGAAUAUCGCAUCCAGCCGAGUCUGCUCGGGACGUUCUUUAUUCCUAUGGGACUGUUUAUAUUCGCUUGGACCGCCCGUCAUUCUGUCCACUGGAUAGCCAGCAUGAUCGGUAUCGCAGUCAGCGUCUGCGGCAUCUCCCUCGUCAUGCAGUCAUUGUUCAUCUAUCUCCCGUUCACAUACCCAAAAUACGCAGGAAGUCUCUUCGCCGCCAAUGAUUUCGCGAGAUCGAUGUUCGCGGCUGGAUCUAUCCAAUAUGCGCGCCCGAUGUUUCUCAAUCUGGGCAUUGCUGGUGGUGUCAGUCUCUUGGGUGGGCUGACGACUUGUUGUAUUUUGGGUGUCUUUGUGAUUUUUAUCUUUGGGGCGAGGUUGAGGAAGAAGAGUAAAUUUGCCGUGGCCUCUUAG
Molecule: messenger RNA, 1770 nt
Organism: Cadophora gregata
Lineage: Eukaryota; Fungi; Ascomycota; Leotiomycetes; Helotiales; Ploettnerulaceae
Exons: 4
Coding region: 1-1770 (589 amino acids)
Biological process (GO): xenobiotic detoxification by transmembrane export across the plasma membrane
Molecular function (GO): fluconazole transmembrane transporter activity
Source: RefSeq, a predicted model, not a curated record